Molecule: messenger RNA, 21526 nt
Organism: Leopardus geoffroyi (Geoffroy's cat)
Lineage: Eukaryota; Metazoa; Chordata; Mammalia; Carnivora; Felidae
Gene: HIF1AN
Product: hypoxia inducible factor 1 subunit alpha inhibitor
Exons: 9
Coding region: 283-1332 (349 amino acids)
Biological process (GO): peptidyl-aspartic acid hydroxylation; negative regulation of Notch signaling pathway
Cellular component (GO): nucleus; cytoplasm
Molecular function (GO): ankyrin repeat binding; peptidyl-histidine dioxygenase activity; [protein]-asparagine 3-dioxygenase activity
Source: RefSeq, a predicted model, not a curated record
CGGGGCUUAAACUGUGUUGGGAAGCCACAGGGAAGAUGACCGAAUGGAUAGAGACAGAAAGCUAGAAGGAGGGAAAAUGAAUUAAGUCACUACUUUGAUAUUUCAUAUUAUUGUGUCCCUUUCUCCGUCAGGGGACUCAGACGCUUACAAGGAUAAUGGGAACUCAACCCGAGCAUCUCAUGUGGACAGCUAACCUACCCGCCCCGCCCCUCCAGGAGUAGUACGAUUUAUCCGGAAUAGGCGGAGCUUCCGGUUCCGGUGGGGCAGUCUGUAGCGAAGGAGAUGGCGGCGACAGCAGCGGAGGCCGUGGCCUCGGGCUCUGGAGAACCCCGGGAAGAAGCUGAAGCCCCCGGCCCAGCCUGGGAUGAGUCCCAACUGCGCAAUUAUACCUUCCCGACCCGGCCCAUCCCGCGUCUGAGUCAGAGCGACCCCCGGGCGGAGGAACUUAUCGAGAAUGAGGAGCCUGUGGUGCUGACAGACACAAAUCUUGUGUAUCCUGCUCUGAAAUGGGACCUUGAAUAUCUGCAGGAGAACAUUGGAAACGGAGACUUCUCUGUGUACAGUGCCAGCACCCACAAGUUUUUGUACUACGAUGAGAAGAAGAUGGCUAAUUUCCAGAACUUUAAGCCCAAGUCCAACAGGGAGGAAAUGAAAUUUCAUGAGUUUGUUGAGAAACUGCAGGAUAUACAGCAGCAAGGAGGGGAAGAGAGGUUGUAUCUGCAGCAAACGCUCAAUGACACCGUGGGCAGGAAGAUUGUCAUGGACUUCUUGGGUUUUAACUGGAACUGGAUUAAUAAACAACAGGGAAAGCGUGGCUGGGGACAGCUGACAUCCAACCUGCUGCUCAUUGGCAUGGAAGGAAAUGUGACACCUGCUCACUAUGAUGAGCAGCAGAACUUCUUUGCCCAGAUAAAAGGCUACAAGCGAUGCAUUUUAUUCCCUCCGGAUCAGUUUGAAUGCCUGUACCCAUAUCCUGUUCAUCACCCAUGUGACAGACAGAGCCAGGUGGACUUUGACAAUCCUGACUACGAGAGGUUCCCCAAUUUCCAGAACGUGGUUGGUUAUGAAACAGUGGUUGGCCCUGGUGAUGUUCUUUACAUCCCAAUGUACUGGUGGCAUCACAUAGAGUCAUUACUAAAUGGGGGGAUUACCAUCACUGUGAACUUCUGGUAUAAGGGGGCCCCCACCCCUAAGAGAAUUGAAUAUCCUCUCAAAGCCCAUCAGAAAGUGGCCAUAAUGAGAAACAUUGAGAAGAUGCUUGGAGAGGCCUUGGGGAACCCACAAGAGGUGGGGCCCUUGUUGAACACAAUGAUCAAGGGUCGAUACAACUAGCCUGCCAGGAGUCGAGGCCUCCUGCCAGGUGACUGCUAGCCCGUCCACACCGCUUCAUUGAUGAGGACAGGAGACUCCAGGCGCUAGUAUUGCACGCUGCACUUAAUGGACUGGACUCUUGCCAUGGCCCUGGAGGCAGGUGUUUGGGGCAAGGCAGGGUGGUUGGCACUCCACUCCCAUUUGGAGGGACUUCUUACCCUUGCCUCUGUGCCCCAGCAUCUUCCCUCUCUGCCCCCUAAGGUCCUGCAUUCAGUGUGUGGAGUCCCAGCUUCUGGUUGUCAUCACAUCUGUGUGUGUCAGUCUGUCACCCUCAGGAUGUGUGUGCGUGUGUGUGCAUGCACACGCAUGUAUGUAUCUGUUUCUUGCUUUCUCCUGGGUCAGGAUGGCGCUGCUGGCUCUCAGCCCUGUCUCCUGCAACCUCAGUGCCUCAGCCUGAGAGAGAGGAGAUGGUCUUGGACGCCCACCACACCUGGGCUGCAGGGCCAGAGCUCUCCUGACCAUCAGGGCAGUCUGCCUCCUUCCAGUUUUCACAGAGUUAGGCUCUAGGCUGGGUGGGAAUGGCCACUGGGACUCUUCGUGGGGAAAGUGAGAGGGAGGUUUGCCUCUAUGAGCCUAGGUAGGCUUCCUGUGAGAGAAUUAGACAAGGUUCUGACUCGGACCUUUAAGCUCAAGCCAUACAUAGAAAACAGCCUUGGGAUACGAGAACCAAGGAUUAUGUAUAAGUUCCAAAUUGCAGACACAUACAGCUUCUCUCUUUCAGCACCAGCUCUUGGCUCCCUGUGCUGAGUACCAAGGGAGUCCUCCUGUAGUGGCUUCUCUAGGUUCUAGGGGUAUAAGCCUCUGUGGAUGUGUGUGUGGUGUGUGUGUGCAUGCGUGUGUGUGUCCACACUGGCCUGCCUCUCUGCUUACCAGAUUUCUCCACUGCUUAACCUUGUCCAGUGGGACAGACAGUGUGAGCCCCAGGGAAGUACCGCCUGACCUAGCCUAAAGGUUUUACACUUAGUUUUAGCCAUUGGACACUCUUCGGGUCUCACUGCAAACUGCCUGAGGCUGACUGGCUAGAGCAUCCAGGCCCUGUGACCCUCACUCCCCAGGCCACGUCCUCUUCUGCAGUCCUUCCUGGCUGAGUAGAUGAAAUGGGGUCAAGCUUAGGCAGUUAACUUGCCACUGUCAUCCACCUCAGGGCAAGGACAAAAAUGUAGCCUUGCCUCUUAAAGCCAGCGCCUCUGCCAGACCCCACUGUAAUGUUCCACAAACACUCUUGAAAGUCAGGGCAACCGAUGGAGCACAGAAGUGGAAUUUUUUUUUUUUUUUCCUGUUCAUUGUUACUUGUGGGAACCCCUGUCAGGGCUGCAGCUUAUAGCUGGGCACUGCACCACUUGAAGGGCCAUCAGUCACAUGACUCAGUGGAACUGGGGCCCCUGGAAUUGGGCAGUGUGGUGGCCCUGUGUCUUCUCACCUCCAGUCCCAUCUCCAUGCCCCUUCUUCCUGGAAGGAAAGAGGAGCUGGAGUUGGAAAACUGAUUUUAUCCCCCCCCCCCCUUUUUUUUUUGCCAAAGGUUUACUUUCAGUGUCUGAGCUGUGGCUCUAAGUCCCGAAGCUCAGUUUACAGUUACAGCGCACUGAUGGACUGAGAGGGUGUGUGUAUGUGUGUGUGCAUCUGUGUAUGUAUUUUGGGGAGGGGCGUCUAUGUGUAGUGCCCCAUUCUGGGGUUCUCUGAUGCAGCGUGGGUGCGCAAACACGGUACCUUCUCAAGUGUAGUUCUUUCAAAUAUAGCCAAUGCUGGAAAAUAUGAUUGCAGUGAUCUCCAUCCCUCUGUCUCUUUUGGGAAAGAGGAGCGCAGCAAAGAAAAUAAGGCAGACAGAUGAUAAACUUGACCACAGUCAAACUUUGAAAGAUUAUUUUCAUUCUCCUUAGCAGGUCUGCUGCAUUCCUGGCUCAGCCCUCAAAGAUGAGGGUGACGUACGGCAGGAGGCAUGUGCCCCUCAGCUGGUCCUUGCUGGGUGCUGUGCUGACACAGGUCUGACCUAAGGCUACCAAGGGGGAGGAUCCUUUAUAGGAUUGGUCCUGAUCCAUGGAUAAUAUAAUCGUGACUCUGAUAGUUAGACACCUGCUUAGUGCUCUUAUCUUGUUUCUCACUAUCCUGCAAGGUGGGUAUUCUCAUUUCACAGCUAAAGAGAUGGGUUCAGAGCAGUUUCAGUGAUUAAUGGCAGUAAGGAUUUAAACCUAGUGCUAUUUGGCUGCAAACCCCCUGCUCCCUUUCCACCAAAUUGUUGGUUCUCCUACCUUUCCUCCUCCUCUGCACUACAAGCCAUCCUCGGAUCUCACCCCGCUGUGCAGUGCCCAAGAGGAUGCAUGAGAUACAGCUCAGGGUAAGAGCUCUUCUGGGCUCCAGCUAAAGACCUCUUGGGAAAACUACUGGGAAGCCCUGUUCUGAGUGCAGAGUGCUGGGAGGAGCUGUGGGGAAAUGGAGUUCUAGACCCUAGUGCAUUAUUUGUGUGUCCUUGAAUGGGCCCCAUAAUUUCUCCCAGCACACGUCUGCACCUAUGAGAUUGAAGAUUCAGUUCUAGAUAAUAACUAAGAACAUUGAUUCAUGUUCUGCUGCUUCCCUUUCCCCCAAGGAAGAGAUCUAGGCUCCUUCCCUCACUUACCUAGAUUAGGGCUGUUCGGGCUCAAAUUCUACUCGCAGCUGAGGAAACUUACCUGCUCUGUUGCUUACUCCUGUGCUGGCCAGCAGUGUAGAGGCAGACACGCCAAGGGAAGGUGGGCCUUUGGGCCUGAAUGGAGGUCAGCCAUAUUGCAGGCUCCCAUUUUUAUACCAGCAGGUACACAGGAAACUACUCUUUUGUGAAGUCAAAUAUUUGUUGGGGGGUUGGAGUUCGGGGGAGGGAGGGGGGCUGUUCUGGGCAUCAGUUGAGCAGAUGCCCAGGAUGCCUGGGGGAGACCAGCUUCCCGUACAAAUCAGAGCUCUAAAUUACAAGGUUUUUACCAACGCGAACAGUUGGGGGAAGUCGUCUGCUCUCAUUUGCGUAAUGGUUUCUGUCACUGGUGAUUAGACACAGGAUGAAGGAAAAGAAAUUUGACAAUUAGGAAUGAGCGAUCAUUAAUCUGAAUCUGUUAGGAGACAGAGAGGGGAAGGAUCCUUAUCGGUGGGCCAGCCCAGUGUGGGGAGGCCCUCCCUCUGCCCCCACCAGAGACUCUUGGGCCACGUACCCUUUCGUUGUUCCCACAAGCCGACUGAGCUGAUAUUUCUUGACAGGCUAGGUGGGCCCAGUCCCCAGCCUGAGGUGGAUACAGGAAUGGACACGUAUAGGCACGAGCCAUCAGAGAGAGAGAGAUGGGUGUCAAUUGCAAGUGAUAGGGCAAAGGAUAACGACAGAAUAGUUGUGACAUGCUUGCUGUUUGUGGAAAAAUUUUUUAAUUCAACACCCCAGAUACCCGUCUUGUGACAAGUAUUUGUUAUAUUCUAACACUACAGGGUGUGGAGGAAACCUAGUUUUUAUCCUGCAGGAGCUUCUACUUAGUUGGAGGGGAAACCACAUGAAACAACCAGCGGUUAUGAAGCCAUGAAUCGUGCGCCCUGUGAGGACAAGAUGAGAGAUUGUUGAGAGAUGAGGAAGAUCAGUAGAGAGCAAACCUCUGGGCUCCCCAGGGAGUAAUGUUGAUUCUUCCCAGUCAGUUCAGCCAUAGUAGUUGCGUGGAGGGCACUGAGGCCCCACCCAGAUACGUGAACAGGUAAUGAGAUCACCUCCAAUGGGCUGAGUUGUAAGGUGUGGAGAGUCCCAACCUGGAUCUUCCCAGGUCUCUGUGGUACCUGUGUUCAUUCUUCCUCUGUCUUCAAACUUCAGGGACUGUAUUAAUUUGCACUAGUUGGUAUUUGUUCCUCAGUUUUGUGACUUGUAUGUGGUGGGUUCCUUAGAUUAGAAGCUCCCUCAAAGAUUGGGGAAAAGGGUGGUUCCUUGUCUCCUGUCAGAAUGUGAACUUCGCAGACAGGACUGUUUCUCUUCCUUGAUAAGUUCCCUACCUCUGUGGCUUCUACCCUUCCAGAUCGGAUGCAGAGUUUAGUAGGGCUGCAGGGAAUGGCCCUCAGUGACUGGUUUUACCCAAAUAGGAUGGAUGCCGGGGUGCACUGAGAAGUGGCUCAUGGGGUUCCAGGGGCCCUGGCCUUUCAAGCCUGUUCUUGUCCUUCCCUGGGACCUUCGGUGCUCGUUCUCCAGUCCCUGCUGACUUCUCUGGUGUCCUCUCAAGCUUCCUGCAUUGAAGAGAUGUUCCAGUUUCCCUUUUCAGGGCUCCUCCAGUUUCUCCUACUCAGCCUCCCUCUGUCCAGUCUCCACCAAGGGCCUUUUUCUUGAACGGGCGUUGCCCUCUCUUCAAAAGCCACGUCCAUGGCUGCAAGUGUUGGGAUAGAGUUUCUCUAGGAUCCCUCUCCCUGGGAUCAGCCCUGAGCAUGUUUGAGUCAUCUUCUCUUCUGACCUGCAGUUAGUCUGUUUGUUCUGUGCCUACUCUGCCCACGUAGCAUUCCUUUGUUUGUUCUGUGUAGCCUGUUUAGCUUUUCUAACUCUGGUGGCUCUUCUGCUAGUCUUCAGCCGUCUGUUUAAUCCUCACAGGUCUUGGGGUCCUUAGUGGAGACUGAGCACUUUUGGUGCGUUUUUAGGGGACGAGGCCUUAGACACUAGCAACCGUGAGGCCUGAGGAUCUAUGGCCAGUGGUGCCCCCAAAGAUGGGUGAGGGGAGGGUACCCAGAGUCUUGGAUAACGGAGAAUCAUGAGGAGGGAUUGGGUAGGAGGAUCCCCAGGAGUGGGGCCAGGCCUGGCAAGCCAGGGUGGAAGAAGCAGAGUUUUGUGUUUCCCUCUGAAUGCAUCUGUGUGCCUUACGGUCCAGCAAGCAGUUCAGGGAUUGUGGUCAUCUUGUGGAUGUCUCCUGGUCUGUGGUGUCUUUGGCGAUGCUCUGAGUCACCAAGUUUGGCUGAUCUCCGCAUUUCAGCACUUGCUGGGACGGAAACAGCAUGUUGAGUAGUUUUGUGUCUGGAGCGAAGGUCUUAGAUGAGACAAGCCACGGAAGCUGGGAUAGCAGGUGAGGGACCAGUGGUCAGCUUACCCAGAUUGUCUUUCCACUCCUCCAAGUGUUUAGGCACAAAAACUGAUUAAAGAAGUGAAAAAAACUAGGCCUUGCCUUCUUCCCCACCCGAAGUCUGGGUUUUAGGUAGUAUUUUGGGAAGGGGCAUGUGUCCCUACCUUCCAAUAGAAACAACCUAGCAUAGUGUUUUAAAGCAUGGAUUUUGGAGUCAGAUGUGUUUGGUUCUGGUUCAGAUUUCUAGCUUUGCCACUUAUCAGCCAGGUUUGACCUUGUUGAUUGACUACCUCUCUGAGCCUCCGUUUCCUCAAUUACAAUAAUAUGUGUGGGGGGCGAGGGGGAGUGUUGAAAAUAUCUACCUCAGGGUUGUUGGAUUAACUGAAAUGAUGUUUGUAAAGCUUUAGCACAUACCUGGCAAGCGCUUAAUAAAUGGCUGUGGUGGUGGUGGUUACGUUUAUUAUGUGACUUAUUCAGAAACUUUAUUUCAGUGAUUUGUGAGCAGAUUUCCAGUGAUUUUUUUUUUUUUUUCUCUCUCAAGAAAACCAUAGGAAAGAACAAGGAACAUGCCCUGGAGACACCCACAUCGAGUCGCAGGCAGACAGAAGGGCUUUGGUACCCAAACCUGUCCUAGAAGGAGGGAAACAGGGAAAUGCCUGAUGCCUUCUGUCUAGACAGCCAGACUUUACCACUCUCAACAUCAGCCCAAGGCCAGGGUGAGAAGUCAUCAGGUAUGAGCUCUCCUUACGCUAUGUGAGGAGUGAGGGCAUCUGAAAGAGUUUCCAUCACCCCUGUAGAAGCUCUUGCCAGUUUCCUACUGUGAGACACCAAGGUAGUCAAGUCCGACCUCCUUGGUUCAGUUUUAUUCCAUGCCCUUCACUGUAUUUAAAUUAUAUGUGUAUUAAGAUAGCUCUGGGGUAGAGUGGCUUUUAGAAGAGAAUCCAGAAAAAUAUCAGACUAGAAUCUUAACAGCUACCAUUUGUGGAGUGCCCUGGAGCAUUUCUGUUCCAGACCCGGUGCUAGUUUGUGCCUGUGUGCUCUCAGUUCAGUGGGGGCACGAACCAGGCAGUUAACAUUACAGAUGUGCAAAGGAGAAGCUAGGUGUUCACAGCAGGCUUCCUGCAGGAAGUAACAUAUAGGCUAAGCCGAUAUCUAGAAGUUAACCAGAGGUUAGGGAGUAGCGAAAGGCAUACUUUUCUUCUCUGGCUUCUCUCCCAGUUCCCAAACAAACCCUCUGCUGCUCCUCCAUGUUUAAGGGUUCUGUUAAUAACACCUAGAAAGGAGCCAGGUGAUGGACCCUAAAAGAAGAAACCUUUUGGUUAGCCACAGAAAUCUUUGGAAAUCAUUUUGGUGGCUGGCCCAAGUUUGUCCUGGAGUACAGAUGGAUUGGACUUGCUCCCUUGUAACCUUUCCACUGUCCUCUUUCUCAGAAAUCUGUCUGCAUUCUGGCCUCUGGAGCCACUCUGCCACCCUACUUGGAAGAGAUGCUGGAUACUCAGAAGUCAGCCCGAGGUAUAUUCUGGCUGCCUGGAAUUCUCAGCUUCUUCCACACUGACAUCCUCCUGAUUUCUUAGGUUUUGUCUCCCACUUUGAGCCACUCCCUUCCUCCCCGCUAUGAGCUGAGCCUCUCUGUAGUGCCCCCUCUGUAGCCAUACACAACCUCUUGCCUCUAACCUUGGUCCCCAGCCCCAUGGGUGAAGAAGACCACUCUCUAGCUUGUGCCAAGUCAUUCCUGGACUAUAGGCCAUUCUGUAGUCGCUUUGCAUUCACCUCUUCACUUCUAGAUUUCUUUGGCUCCGGGCCCUGAAAGCCUUCUCUUUGGUCCUUAAGGGCAGCUCUACUCCUUAACCCAAAAUGUAAGCUAUAUCUGGGCUAGGUUUUUAUUACCUCUCCAAUAUAAAGUGUAUAAUGCAACAUAGGGUAGUGAUUGAGAAUGAGGGCUCUGCAUACCUGACUUUGAAUCCUAGAUCUGUCAUUCUAUAUGACCUUGGGCAAAAUGACAGACUGCUUGUAACUCCUUCAUAUAUAUGGGGAUAACUACUACGUUGUCAAGGCUGUAUGAAAUACGGUUUGUAAAGAAAGGCUUAGCAGAGUGACUAUUUGAUAGCAAGCCUCAGCCCUUCUGUCUUUCAAAGGCUUCACCUCUUCCUCAUCUAGCUUUCCAACAGGUCCUGCUUCCAGUCUCAGGGUAAGUCUAGUUGUCAACUCAUGAGCAGAGCAGAGAUAUGAACUUUCCUGCUUAUGUUAUGAGUCCCUGCCCCUUCUCGGUGACCUGAUUCACAGGACCCUAUCACACCACCAUCACUGGGAAAUGGUCUUCCAGAAUCUCUCUUCUAUAAUAUUAAAACAAUGGCAGUGACAGCAGAAAACAUCAGAACUGCUGCCAAGGGGUAAGAGGCACUGAAGGUGUGUGCAAGCUGGAGGCAUAACAGGCAGGGACUUUGAGGCAAGGAGAUUGGUGCAGAGGCCACCAUACUAGUUGAAAGGCAGCAGGACCAUGGACUUAAGGUUCCCUUUAAGUUUUCAAAUAGCUUUUGACAGUGGUGUUUGAGCAACAUCCUACCCACUUUAUAGUCAGUGUGUGGUCCUUGAUCUCACAAGGGUUUGUGUGAUGUCUUAAUAAGAAUAGAGGCAUUAGAUGUGCCUCCCGGGUUUGAAAUCCCUAUUUGCUGCUUCCCGCUUCCAUCCUUAGGUGAGUUGAGGGUUCUGGGUCUUGGCUGCUUCACCUGUGAGGGCUGGGAAAUAGCACAUGGCUUGCAAUAUUGUUACACGAGUACGUGGGAAUGUUGUAAAAAUACCCAGUUCAGUGUAGGCACUUAGGAAGUGGUUUAUUAUGAAGACCCGAGUGUCUUUGAACAGUGUUCAGUUAGUAUUUGGAGAGAAGGAAACUGCCGGCAGCAGGGCCUUUUGGAUCCUACUGACUCAGGAUACCACGCCUGAAGCAGAAUCUCACAGGAGAUGGCUUGGUGGAAGAGCAAAAUGGAAAAGAUCAUAAAGCUUUGGAAGAGCCUGAAUGUCUGUGAGAGGAAGGGCUGGGGACAAAGGUGGUUUUGCCAGGAUGGGGUCUUGGGGAACAGAAGCAGAGACCUAAGCUCUAGUUUACCACCUAAUUCCCAGAAGGAGAGAGGAAAUGGGACAGGAGAGUGUCUGUGGAGGACACUGGCUGAGUGAAAAGAAAACAAGAUUCAAGGGCAGUGAACCUACAUGUAGAUGUACUUUUCACAGGCUGGUUGACUUUGGGCAUGUUUGUGUCUAUGCUUCAGUCUUCAUAUUUAAAAUUGGCUAAUACUGCUACUACCUUGCUUACAGUAUAGAUGGGACAGUUUACAUGAAAAUGCGGUCUAAACAGAGUACUAUGUGUUUGUUGUUGGGUGGUUGUUGGGGUGAGGGUCUAGGAGAACGUUUCCAGAAUGGAUGAGUUACAGAAUUGCAACAGUUCACAGAUUAGAGCCUCCCACGUUUUCAGGAGGAAGUAGUAAAGCAGCGUUUCCCACCAGUACACUGUUCUUUCAUCCUGCCAAUGUUUGACUAGGAAGGAUUUUGAUUAAAGAAGAAAAAGCAGUGUGGUGAGAAAGGGCAGUUUUGGAGUUGGCAUGGACUCAGUUUGAAUCUUGGUUUUACCAUUCCCAGCAUUGAGAUGGUCAGAUAACUUACCAUCUCUGAGUUUUGGUUUCUUAACAGGCCUCUUCAUGUGGCUGUUGGGAAUGAAUGAGCUGCCUCACUGCCUAGUGCCUAUCUAGUAAGUGCCCAGUAAAUGUUUGUUCCCUUUCUUUCACUUCUUUUCCCCUUAGACAAGAAAGCUUCAGUUUACCCAGCAUAAAAGGGUCUCAGUUAUCCAUACCUUAAUAGGAACAAGUAAUACCAGAUUUCUAGGGUGAGAUCAGUUGCCCUUUAAGGCAAGAAAAAGGCAAGGGAAGAAUUGUGGAGAAGGGGGCACAAUCCCACAGUGUUGGGGGUGCAGUACAGGGACUCUCAUUAUUGAGUUAGUACAGGGGUGGGUGAACAAAGGGUGACGUUGAGAGGUGAGAAUUUCAAGAAAGAAGGUGGGUGCUGGGGCGCUUGGUUGGCUCAGUCGGUUAAGUGUCUGACUUCGGCUCAGGUCAUGAUCUUGCAGUUUGUGAGUUCGAUCCCCGCAUCAGGCUCUGUGCUGAUAGCUGGGAGCCUGGAGCCUUCUUCGGAUUCUGUGUCUCCCUCUCUUUCUGCCCCUCCCUGCUCACACUCUGUCUCUCUCUCCCUCAAAAUAAAUAUUAAAACAUAUUAAAAAAAAAAAAAAAAGGUGGGUGCUGACUGCUAGAGGGAAAGCCAUUCGAGCAGAGGCUGUAUGGAGUGGAGGACAGAGUGAACCAAGGGUGAGAAGACCAGAGUUCUGCCAGGAGAAUCUUAGGAAUAGUGACUAAAAGUCAAAGUUAUGAAGAUGUCUUGCCUUCAACCAGCUAUCAUUUUAAUACCUGUAAGAGUUGUGGUCCUCUCAGAAAGGAAGAAUAUAAAAAGAAAGCAGUUAUCCUCAAGAUGGAAAGACAUGUUGUUUUUUAAGUAAUCUUUAUGACCAACGUGGGGCUUGAACUCACAACCCUGAGAUCAAGAGUCACAUGCUCUACUGAGUGAACCAGCCAGCUGCCUCAAGAUGGAAAGACUUCUAGAUGUUUUUAGAGCCAAGGAUAUGCAUUACCCCAACCAGGGUAUAUGGUAGCCCAGUUGGGGUUCUGGUCUUCUAUGAGAAAAUGCAGUUACGUACUGAAGAGCAUAGAACUCAGGGAUGAUUUGAGUGGCCACCUCUUUAAAUAAUGGAGGUUCUUUGGUAGGGCUUUCCAGAGGCUACAAGUAGGACUUUCUGGGUCCCAUCUUACAAUUCAGUCACUGGUCCAACCAGAGUUUCUGGUUUACACGUUCAGCCAUCUGAGAAGGUGACCUCAAAACUAUAUGGGGCAGCAUCAGUUGCCUCUUUGAUAGGUAGGCACGCAUCUUUUAGCACUGGAGGACUUAGAAUGAAGGAUAGUAGUGUUUAAUUAAGAACAUCAAAGCCACAGCAUUACUACAUUUGCUUUUAAGGAAUCUAUACUUUUUUUUUUUUUUUAAGUUUAUUUAUUUUGAGAGAGAGCAGGCCAGCAGGGGAGGGGCAAAGAGAGUGGGAGAGAAAGAAUCACAAGCAGCCUCCGAGCAUUCGGCACAGAGCCUGUUGCAGGGCUCCAUCUCACAAUCGCAAGAUUGUGACCUGAGCCGAAAUCUAUAGUCAGACGCUUAACGACUGAGCUACAGAGGUACCCCUGUGCCAUUUGUAUUAAAGACUGUUGAGUAAUUUAUUUAGGCUUGAAUCUUAUGUUGAAAUCUUGCUAAGUUUCUAUAUAGUUUUGGAACAUUUUAAAUGAUUUAAGAUUUGCUAUAUUUAUAAACUUAAUUUAUUGGAGACAUAAUAAGUAUUUGGGAAGGUUUAUUUCAGUCAGAUAAAUGAAGUACUUGAGGAAAUCAAAUACAUUAGCCUUCCAUUAAACCAAACUCCUUUGUUUUAUAAGCAGAACUAAGGUUUAUGUAACUCUGAAAGUUGAAUAUACCUUUUAAAACUAACAUCUUAAAACUAAUAUUCUCUACACAAAAGUCACCCACAUGGAUAUCAGAAAACUCAGGGAAUGUAGUAUUACCACAAAGCCAAGUCUUUAGCCUCUCCAAGUACCAGGUAACUGGCAGCAGUUAAUAUGGCCAACAUGGGUCAAAUCAGAAAUCCAGACAUGUUUUUUUAAAGUUUUUUUAAUUAGCAUUUAAAAUCAAUUUCCAUCUAAAAAGCCAGAUUUUGGCCUGUCUGGAAAAUCAAAAGAUCUGACAAUAAAAUUUAUAGGACAAUUGGCUGGAGCCGAGUAGCCACCACUCUUUUGGGGGUGUUCCUUCCAGUUUGCUAUAGUCACUGUGUCUCUGGUUUGUCUGGUUUAUCCCUAGUUUGUCUCAUUUCUGUGACCUGUCUGGCCCCAUAGAUUUUUAAGCGUGUGACCCCUGAACUAGAGGUUCUGAGGUUUCCAACAUCUGGUUCAUAGCCUUGGGUAAGGGCUCAGGAAGAGUGCAGGCCCCAACCUCCUCUCUGUUCUUGUCUGCACUCCAGCUAGGCUGUCUUCCCACCUGGAUUGGUCCCAGGACGGGAUUCAGCCCCUCUAGGAAAUAUGUGAGAAAUUUCCAGGCUCAGACUUCCCUGUUUUGCUGCUCUUUUCUAUGACCAGACCAGUUCCAGGUCUUUUCUUGCCCAGACGUUUUGCCUAGGCACUUAAAUCAUGUCUCAGUUCUUGUGAAUUUCCUGAUCACCUUUAUAAUUUGACCACAGCCUCACUUUGGUUUGGUGAGUGAGGGUUCCUCCCCCCCCCCCCCCCCCCCCCCCCCCCCCCCCCGCCCAACCCGGGUUCUCUGCUUUAGAUUAUACCUGCUCUCUCUAGCCUGAGGUAUGGAAGAUUACUGACAGUUCAGGAGACAUGAGAGGUGAGUUUUGGAUUUUCAAGAGAAAGAGGCAGAGGCCAACCAUAGUUUAGGGAGGCAACUAGUAACUUUUUAGAGGAGGGAGGCUACUGCAUAUAUGUGAAGGCAGAAGAGAAGACAGGAGAGAACUUAGGUGUGAGGAUAGGGUCUCAGAAGGCACAGGGUGAUAAGAUAGGAAAUGGCAAUAGUUGCUUAAACUCAGGGAGAUCCUGAAGCUCAGAAAUAUCUGCAGACACAAGAGAUACAGGAGGGAGCACCACUGGGGGCCUGUAAUCUCCUAAUGUUACAAUUAAAUAAAUAGCACUAUAUACUUUGGAAAGAGGGCAUAGUCAUGAUAUUGGGGUCACAGCCUGGGGCAAGAGAAAUUUCCACCAAUGCAGCUGAUAGCCUCUCACAGUAUCUGUAGACAUAGCAGAAACAUCUGAACCAAAUGGUCAUGUUGCUUGGUGAAGAGCCGGACCCAGUGAGGGCUGAUUAAUGGAUCCAUGUCCUCCUAGGCCAGAGGGAAGUCUCCAGCAGCAUGCUGUAGGGAUCAGUCUGGGCCUGUGUCCUGUCUGACAUUUUUAUUGACAACUGACCAAGGCAGCAGGUUCAUCAAGUUUGCAGGUGAUAGAGCUGGGAGGGGCAGCUAAUACUUUGCAUGAGAGAGUCAGGAUUCAAAAUGAUUUCAACAGGCUGGAACACUGGGCUGGAACCAACAAGAUUAAAUUUAACAGGGAUAAAUGUAGAGUCCUGCACUUAGGUUAAAACAAAAUCAAUGACAUAAGUACUGGGCAGGGGGCGGGCCCAGCUUGACAGCAGUUCAUGAAAAAAGACCUGGUGGGGGGGGGGGGCGGUUAGUUGACUGCAAACUCAAUAGGAGUCAACCAUGUGAUGUGACUGCUAAAACCUCUAAUACAGUCACGAAUUGCAUUAACCAAAAAGCAGCCAGAUCAAGGAAGGCCAUCACUCCACUGCUUUCUCAGAUUGUCAGGCCACCUCUGGAAUACUGGGUCCUCUUUUCUAAAGGAGGUCAGUGACAAAUGAGAAUAUUUUGACAAGCAGCCAGCAUGGCCAUGGGCCUGACUACUGCCAGAAACUUUCUAGAAACUCAGGUGCUGAGCUUCAGGGAUGAAGAGCAGGGGUGUAUCAGAACCCAAACAAAGAUACAAAGUGUAUCUCGAGCACUUCUCUGGAGGUUGGGAAAAAAUCUGGGAGUCUGCUUUCCUCCCAUCCUGUGGGUACCCACAGACACUGGCCUGUGAGUCUCAUCACAGGCCUUUCUUAGUCGGAGGACUAAGGGUUACUUCGAUGGGGUCUAGAAUGGGGAUCAGCAUGGGAGUAAGUAGGAAAUGGAGUAGUGAAGUGGGAAGGAAGCUGCACAUUUGCAUCUCCAGCACCUCCUUUCAUCGUUCUCCCCCGGGAUGUGCAGUCCCCAUUUUGGUCACAACGUGGCGCCCUCGCUCCACAUGGAUCCUGAGCCAAUGGCGAGAGCGGAGCGGGUGGCCUGGCUGCAGCUGCACCUGCACUUUCCGCACUCCCCACUAUGGGGAGCCCACGGGGGGCACUCAGCUUAGUCGUGUUUGACUUGGGACUUCUGUGUGGCCAAGAAGACGACUGAGGUGAGGAAAAGCUUGCCCGUGGCACAAACGUGUGGGAUCCAGAUGUGGCUCCUAUUACGGCCACAUACUGCAACGUGAGCUACUCCGCACAUGACCUCUUGUCUGCCCUGGCACGGAGCACAAGCUGCAGAGGGCUGCUUCUAUGGCAGGAGGGUUCCUGGGACACCAAGGACUCCAUCACAGUGGGAUCAGGGGUGAACCCAAAUCCCCCAUAGUGACUGGCUGUGUUACUGUCACCAACUUACCUAAGCUUUAUAUGUCUUGGGUUCCUUAACUGAAGUAGAAUAACAAUGCCAAGUUCAAGGAGUUGUUAAGAUUGAAUGAGGCAUCUGGGGCAAUGAUUCUGAACUGGUGUAGGAAUCAUCAGACAAGAUUGUAAAUGUGAUUUCUGACCCCACCACCAGUCAUUUAGUAGUUCUGGAUGGAGCCCAGGAACCUGUUUUUCUAGCCAGUUCCCAGGUGAUUCUGAUGUUCAUGGUUCUCUGACCACAUUUUGAGAAAUUGACCUAGGACACAGAAGGUGACCUAGUUAAUAUGCAUUAGUUCUUGGAGCCUGUAGGAGGGACAAUGGGGAUCAUCGGGCUGGGCUCACAAGAGUACACAGGCUUGCUCUCCAGAUAACUGUAGCCUUGAUGGAGAAGGAAGAUGGGUCUGGAGAUGGGGAUAUGAUAUUAAAGCUCAAAAUGGAUGUUUGAGAACUGAGAAGAUUGGGUAUACUGAGGGCUAUAGAGGAAUUGGAGUGCUGGCACUAGGGCUGGGGGCCACUUGAUGGGGUGUUGGUGUAUUGGAGCACUGGGUGUAAUGUGUUGAAGGGAAUGGGGUUAGAGUGUACUGGGAGGGGAAGAAGCUGAGAGGUUGAGGUGGAGUACAUUGACGUUUUCUUGGAGGACUGGAGAUUGAGGUUUGUUCUAUCAUGAUGGGGCCAAGAAGACAUAAUGAUGGAGACUGCGAUGCUCAGUGAAGCCCCGUGGGGGCAGCCAUGCUUUGUGAUUUGUGAUGAGGCAUUGAGCUCAGCCUUCUAACUUUUUUUUUUUGGAGUAAGAGGGGAGGAGGAUGCUCCUUAAGAGCUUCUGGGGGAACUUUCUUGCCCCCAGAGGGCAUACGGGUGUGUGUGUGUGUGUGUGUGUGUGUGUGUGUGUGUGUGUGUGUGUGUAGGAGGAGGUUAGCUUAUGUAAUGAGAUUUUUCAAAAGUUCCUUUCUGGAUUUCAUGACUGACUUGAAAGGAGUCAGUCCCCAGGACACACUCAUCUCCUCUACCUACACACACAAUAACAUUUGACCUGUGUAAUUUCUCUUGGGGCUCAACUCCCCAAAAGGGGGCACUCUUGUCAGCAGCUCGCGAGCAUGUGGAUGUCUGCCAACUGAAAACACCUUCCGGAAACUCUGAAGACCUUCCCAGAGGAACAUUCUAGAAAGAAUCCUCAAAUUCAAAUCCUUGAACACUGGAGCUGGAAGAGAACUUAGAUACCAUCUGAUGCAGUCUCCCUCAGCUUGGUCCUGAGGGAUAGACACCUGUUGCGGAUACUCUGCUUUCUAAGCUGCUGGGGACCCCAGAAGCUGACGUGGGAGAUGAGACUCACAGUGAAAAGGGAGACUCAGUAGAGUAGGGUUGUGGGUUCUGCCAGUAAACACCUAGGUCAGAGGGGGAUGAACACCUACAAAAGAAGGUUCCCUAGAGCAGGGUGGCUAGGCCGCACUUUAAAAUGGGUAGGAUUUAUUUUUAGUUAUUUUUCUUCUAUAAUUUUAUGAAAAAAAAAUACUGGAUUAGAGGGUGGGACAUGUUCUGCCACAGAGGAGCAAAGCUACAGAGGCCUAGAUCCAUCUAAGGUUUGGGGGACAAUAAAGAGGCCACAUGGUUAGAGGUUACUGAUCACUGCUGGGCAGAGUGAGAAGGGCAGGAAGGUCUGGGUGCAGCAGGAGGUAUGAGGCUGGAGGCCAGAGGAAAGGAACUGGAUUGGGCUCAUUGUAGGGACACUGAGGAUCGAGUCUAAAGAAUCAAAUGAGAGUACCCAAGGAGAUAGAAGAGGGCUACAGGGACAGGUGUGAACAUGCCAAAGAAGCACUUCCCAGGGCAUCAAAAAUUUAACCAAGAGAGUAGAGGCAGACAUGGGGUGAUCACAGGCUUGAACUCUGAAGAGUUUGGAAUAGGAGGUGGGGGUAAGGAAGGUCAUUAGAGUCGGUGAUUAAGAAGUCAGCAGAAUGGUAGGGGCCAAAGUGAGUUGGUGGAGAAGAGAUACGGGCAGCAAGGUAGAUUAUAUAGGCUAUCCUUUGAAAAGCUACAGUGAAGCUUUGUUAGAGGUAGAGAAACAGAUUUGUGGACAGAGGAGAAGAAGCCAUUGGAGAGGAAGAGGCUGGCGUCACUAGAAAGACGACACCAGGAAGAACCAGUUAUAGAAGGGAAAGGAAAGACAUGGAAACAGCCUAAAAGGUCAAAGCCUCAGAUGGGAAGGGGUGAGGUGAGGAACUCCACUUGGACCCAGGCUUUGAUCUAAAAAUAGUCAUGAUUGAGGUCAGCUUAUUCAAGUAAAGGUUCCUGGGGUGGGGCUGGGCUGGAGGAACAUAGAAGAAGGCAAUGGUGGAAUCAAAGGAGUAGUCUAACGUCUAACAUACUGCCCAUUGGUGCCAGGACACAGUGGAGCUGGGCUGGGGUUUGUCUUGGACAGGGUCUGAGGCUGUGCCUUUGGGAGCAGGAGGGAGCAAGCCAGUCACAGUGUAACCAUAUUACAACUGUGUCAGGACCCUAGAGGCCAGGACACCGUGAGGGCAGUGAGGGACCUUGCUAGGGGAACAGAGGGACAGCUGUCAGAUCCUGACCUACGGGGGCUUGAUGGAACAGCGGCAGCCAUACAAUGUGGGGGUCAAGGGCCUGGAUUCAAAUGUGAGGAGUUACUGUUACUCCUUGUAAGUGUCUGAGAUGGAUUCUGAGUGGAGAGAAAAAUGUAAGGAGAUGCAUAAAGGGAGCAUUGCUUUGUACUAAACACUGUUCUAUAUAAGUGAAUAUAAUCCUCACAAGCACACACCCCACCCCCCACCCCCCCACCCAUGAAUUAGGUGCUAUUAUUAUUACCACUUCACAAAUGAAGUUCAGAGAGGGAAAGUAGCUUGGCCAAGGUCACAUAGCCGGUUGGUGGCAGAAUUAGUAUUUGAAAGAUUUUUUUCUGACUCGAGUGUCUAUUUUCUGCUAUGCCUUUUUAUUAGCUGCUUACCAGGUAGGUGACCUUGGAUAAGUUACUUGAUUUCUCUCCUCACUUUCCUCAUAGAGAGUGCUACUUAAGGGGAUGCCAUUAAUUGGUAUUAUUUUAUUAUUGUCUUUGUCCCUUACUGCUUCUCAACAGAAACUGAAGACUUUGAGGAAAGUGAAGGAAGGUCUUGGGGCACAGGUCAUUUGGAGAGGGUCAGGUAGUGGGGGGAAGCUAAAAGAAUAGGAUCCAGCCAGUGGUUCUCAACCAGGGACAUUUUUGUUAUCAGAGUGGCCUGGAGGAGCUAUUGGGUUUUGGUGUUUUGGUAAGCAGGACCCAGGAGUGUUAACAGUGGGCAGUCACACCCCACUUGAGAACAUUCAGGAGAAACCCAUCUGGGAAGGAUGCUUUGAGGUUUAACUCAGAAGAGUAGCAGUGCCAGAGAUUGGAGCAGCUUGAGCAAGUGCCGGACGUUUGGAAUGAACUUAGAGAUAUGUAGGGGCCUGGGAAGGAUCAGACCCUGGCGGAAGCAAGGCUCCCCAGAGGGGAAGGUGGAGAGGUCUGCAAAGGUAGGCUGGGGCCAAACCCCUUACAGCCAGGCUAAGAGAUCUGGACACCGAGCCGGAGAGGUGGAGAGCUGUGGGGUUCUGGGUGAGAGGCAGGUUAUAUUUAGGAAGAUACUCGUGCAGCCAGGGAAGAGGUUAGGGAGAGUCUGGAGACUCGUUAGGGGAUUGAGGCCAAACAUUGGCAAGAAACAGCCAUGAGCUGGACGGAGUUUGGGGUUGGAGUAAGUGGAAACACUAAGGAAACUCCCAGCAUGAAGAUGCAUAAAUGGAGAGUGGCUGGGGCUGGAUCUGGCAGGCACUGAUCUGGGAGGGAAUUCUGGGAGAGGUGGGCUGGUUUGGGACCCACAUCUGGUGUUUGGGACAUGGUGAUUAUGGUGGAUUUAAGGUGAUGAUAAGUCAGGAGAGAGAUGUGAGGAGCCAGAGACACUGUUCGAAGUCAGGACUGAAGUACAGAUUUGGGAGUCAGUAAUCCACGUCUAUUGAGGGCCGUUCCUGUGGGGUUGCUGGUUGAAUUUGAAGUCCUACUUGCGGAUACAUUGGUCAUGGGAGAGGAUGUGAAGUGCUACAAUCUUCAGAUGGCCUGGCCCUUUCUGCACAUAAGGGAGGAAGAACUGCUGGGAGAGACGCCAGGACACUAGGAGGCCAAGAGCUUCCUGGAGGCCUCACUAGUGCCAGGCUCCACAGAGAAAAGGCCCAGGGUCUGACUGCUUUCAGAGCAAGUGACUUCAAGACAGCAGCAGGGUGGAGGGCAGAGUCAGGCAAUGGAGCCACUGAGGAAAGGGGGUGGUAGGUGAAGGUGGCUGGUGAGUUGGAGGUUUUGGAGUUCAAGAAGAGAGGGGCAGAACUGGGGUUCUGAAGGCAGGUUAAGAGGGUGUAUUUGAGAGACGCAGUGGUGAGGCUGAUGGAGGGGAAGAAACCAGAAAGGAGGUUCCUCUAUGACCUAAGGGGUUCCCAAGUAACUAUCCUCAACUUAGGUACAAAGUAAUGGAUUUUUCCAGACUCAAUCCUCUGGCCUUUCUCUGCAUACUCCCCAACCCCCAGUUUAGGCUAUUUCCUCUGUUCUUUCUCAAGAAACACAGAAGAAAACAGGGAGCCCAUGUCCCGUAACUAUUCUGAUUCAUCUGACUUUCCUACCCAGCCCUCCAGGCUCAGUGAUUUCCUGCGCCUUCAGUCUUCCCUUCCCCAGGAUACAGUUUGCUCCCAUUAGGUGACCUGACCAUAGAGUUUUUUCCUAUUUGGAAAACCCCAACGCGUGUGGGCUUUUCAGGAAGCUUGUAGACCACCCUGCACUCUGCUCCCCCUUCCCCCAUAAUCUUCUGCUACUCCCAUUCAGGCCAGACUUGCCCUUUAUUGACUGGUCAAGUUGAUCACCUGUCCUUCUGGGAAGUGGUGCCCUGAUCCCUCCCUCAUCAGCUCUCUGGUGUCUGUCACCAGAGUUAGAAAUCAGCACAAAAUGUUGAAAACUCUCUUCUCUAGGAUUCCUCCUCCAAUUGGGCUCAUUCAAUUCUUAUUGGUCUUUUCCUCUGUUGAUUCUGCAGGUGGGGUUCCACUUAGGUAACUUUGCAGCAUGUGCUCUGGUAUCUUACUGUUUUGGAACCAUUUUGCUUCUGUUGCAUUGUGAUAUUCUAGAAUGGAGCUAGAGAUCACCUAGUACAGAAAUUUUAAAGAAUAUAUUUUUUAAAGCUUAUUUGUUUAUAUUGACAGAGUAAAUGGAGGAGAGGCAGAGAGAGAGGGAGAGAGAGAAUUCCAGUCAGACUUCACACUGUCAGUGCAGAGCCCAACACAGGGCUCGAACUCACGGACUGUGAGAUCAUGACCUGAGUCGAAACCAAGUGAGACACUCAACCGACUGAGCCACCCAGGCGCCCCUCAAAGAAUAUUUUAAACUUCAGAUUCUUCAAUUCUGAAAAAACAUACACACAGCUAAAAGUAGAAGUGGCUUUUAUCAGCAAACUUGCUCACCGUUGCCCCAGCCUUUGCCCACAGCAGCUUUGGAUGCUCCUGAGAACCCCUAGAGUCCCACAGAACACAUUUUGAAAGUCUGAUGCCUUAAUUUAUAGGUGAAAAAACGGCCCAAAGAGAUGAAGGGACUUGCCCAAGGUCACACAACAAGAACAAAAACUCAGGAUUUUCUCAGAUCCCUCCCAGUUCUAGCAUUCUAGGACUUGUUAACUUCUAGCUGAGCUGUCUCUCUAGUGUUCUUUUAUGUUCUGUGUUGAUCAUUCAUUUACUUAGCAGAUGUUUAUUGAGCACCAACUGUGCACUGAGUACACAGGCCCUCUGGACUAUUAGAUACCAGUCCUGGUAGUGAAUGGAAGCAAAAGCAGUCACUGUCUGCCCUCAUAGGGCUUUCGGUCUAGUGCCAGGGGUAGAAAAACUACAUCUGUGGCAAGUACCACGAAGAAGAUCAACAGUGUGAAAAGGAGGACUUGUAAGUGGUUACCAGUCCAUUUGAGCUGCUCGAACAAAUAUACCAUAGACUGGGUGGCUCAUAAACAACAGAAAUUUAUUUCUCUCGGUUCCGGAGGCUGGGAAAUCUAAGAUCAAGGUACUAGCAGACUUGAUGUGUAGUGAGGACGCAAUUCCUGGAUCAUGGGAUGAUCAUUCUCACUGUGUCCUCACUUGGUGAAAGGAGAGAGGAGCUCUCGAGUCCCUUUUAUAGGGACACUAAUCCCAUUCAUGAGGGCUCUACCUUCAUGACCUAAUCACUUCUCAAAGGCCCCACCUCCAAAUACUACGACAUUGGGGAUUAGGUUUCAACAUAUGAAUUUGGGGGGGACACAGACAUUCAGUCUGUAGUAGCAUGUGAGAUUUAACCUAGUUGGAAAGUAACCUGGAGGCCAGAGCUAAAAGUAAACUGGGAGAAUAGAGAACCGAAGUGUUCCAGGUGGAGGGAGCAGCAUAUGCAAAGCCCUGUGGCCGGAGGGAGCGAAGUUGGUGGGGGAACAAGCGAGGCUAGAGCGUAGUGUGGGAGGCGGGAAUGUGGGCAGACAGGCGGCCGGCUCCGUAUACCAACAAGGGCUGUUAAAGAGUGCUGGGGCUUUAUUCAAGGAUUAGAUUGUUUCGAAAAGAUGUCUCCAGUUGUAAAAGGUAACUGAAUGCCCUGUCCCCAACCCUGUCUCAACUGACUUCCUUUCAUUGCAUCUCCUGUCUGUUUUUCUGACUUCAGUCACAUGCCGCUUGGGGUGUUCUCAGCAGGUCUAGUUUCCACUUUUUGUGGCAUAUGCCUUUCAGCUUGUAAGGUGUACAUGUGCAUUUGGUGUGUGAGUGUGUUGCUACUGUAUCAUUUAUUCAUUCAAUAAAUAUGAAGUUAUUAAGUGCUGCUA